Molecule: messenger RNA, 2081 nt
Organism: Morone saxatilis (striped sea-bass)
Lineage: Eukaryota; Metazoa; Chordata; Actinopteri; Moronidae
Product: E3 ubiquitin-protein ligase MSL2-like
Cellular component (GO): MSL complex
Molecular function (GO): ubiquitin protein ligase activity
Source: RefSeq, a predicted model, not a curated record
CUGACACACCCCCCCAGCCCCUCGAAGCCCCUGUACAAGAAGCCCGUGGAGAAGAAGGGCUGCAAGUGCGGCCGAGCCACACAGAACCCCUCGGUGCUGACCUGUAGGGGGCAGCGCUGCCCCUGCUACUCCAACCGCAAGGCGUGUCUGGACUGUAUCUGCCGCGGCUGCCAGAACUCCUACAUGGCCAACGGGGAGAAGAAGCUGGAGGCGUUCGCCGUGCCAGAGAAAGCUCUGGAACAGACUCGUCUCACGCUGGGCAUCAACCUCACCAGUAUCACCGCGGCGGCCCUCCGUAGCCCGGCCACCAGCUCCCCCGGCAACACCCUCCUCAACGUCACCACGGCGACAGGGGCUCCCGUAACGGCCACCUUCUUGUCGGGGGCGGGACACGACAACAGGGGCUUUGACGAUUCACUGGACAUGCGGUUUGACUGCUGAGGUACCCGCCCCCCUCCUCCGGUCGGUCGUUACGCACAUUCCCCGCACCGCCAGCUGGGCGUUAUCCAUCUGGGCGUGCCAGGGAGCGGCGGUGGCGGAGCCAGAACAAGGCAGCUACAGUGACAGGCGAUAGUGAGGGUCACCAGCUGAAGCUGAGGAGUCGCCCUCCGUCCAUCGCCCGAAACUGCACCAUGCUUGUGGUCUCGCAUACAGAUGCAGUGAGGAAGAGAAGGAAGGAAGGAGGAAGAGGUGUAGCGUUACUGUAUGUGCAGAGAGUUCAUUUCAGUGGGGUUAGAGUUUCUGUUUGUCGUUUUCUUCUCUACUAUGGGUAAUGUGUAGAGCAUGUCGUGUAGCUACGUCGGGAGAGCGUCGACCGCGGUCACACGCCUCUGUGUGUGUGUGUGCGCGCGCGUGUUUGUAUGUGUGUGUGCGUGCAUGUGAGUGUGUAUGUGUGAGGGGAAAGGUUUGGUUUGGAGAUGAACCUUUAUUAGCAGGAACGGAGACAUCAUCAUCAUCAUCAUCAUCAUCAUCAGAGACUGGUGUAAUUUAUAUAAAAAGAAAGAACUUUUUGUACAUGGACGUAUCAGUUUCCAUUUAAGAAGACAUUUUAUGAUAUAUUUUAUAAGUUACAUGAAAAACCAAUGGAAGCCGGCGCAGGGGCAGACCUGCAUUCAACCAGAAUAUUUUCACACAGGUAAACGCUUAGAUUGUAUUUUGUAAGCUCUGCUUAGACCACUAGAACUAAAGAAUAAAGAGUUGAGUAGUUGACUAUCAAAGACCCCUGAAAGAGAAAAACAACUGAACAUAAACUGCUAGAGGUUAAAACAUUUCUAAUAAUCCAAUGUUUGAUAUCUUUCACUGCAACAACCGGGAUGUGAAUCUAACACCACCAGCCAAAUGUACAUGUUAAUUUAUGUCUGUUCAAUGUUUAUCCUCUGUGAGCUGACGUCAGGCACCCAAACAGUAUUCUUAAGAUGUUAAUGUGUACUUAAAAAGAAAAACAUGAAUAAAACUGGUUCAAUGGUGAGUUUUAGAGUCAACCAACCGUUGUGGCUGGUGGGAGAUAAAACUUCGAUCCCUGGUUUUGCUGUUUGAUACGUCGAGGUUAAGUUAACCUGUUUAAUCAUUUGUGUGUUCUUGUAUUAAAAGCACUUUUCCCACUUUCUCUCACUGGUCACGCGCAGCUUAAAAACCACCAUGUUUUCUUCUGUUACUUGUGUUUUAAAAACUCUGGUUGAUUGCAGGCUGUGCACGUUGUUAUUCGCGAGUUUUUUUUGGUUUCUGGAAGCUACACACAUGCUGCUAAAAUACCACAAAGGACUCGAGAAGGAGAGCACACCUGUUUUCCUUUUUUGUCUUUUGUUCUUGUUUUGUUUUUUUAAAAAGUUGCGUUAACAUCAUUUUGCAGUAUUUAUUGGACGUCUCCUAACAUCACGUGUUGGGCGUCAGUUCUGCCCUCUCUCUGUCUGUCGAUCAAGUCUGGACUUUUUCUGUCUCAGUUAAGUUGCUGUCUCCUUCUUAGUGUUAGAUUCUGGUGUCUCCAAACAGUUUUUCUUUUUUUGUUCUCCCUCUGGGCAUUUAAAUACCUGUAAUAUAACUGUAACAUAUUUCCACAAAAAAGAAAGAAAAUCAAAAACUUA